AUGCUGACAAGGUCUUGCCUGCGCUCGACGCGCAUCCUCAAUGGACUGCGAAAUGGCGCGACUACCGUCUCCAAGCGAGCGGCCUCGACGAGCUCUGGUGCUGCCGGCGAAGCCUCCCCUGCGCGACUCAACCUAGCGGCCAUCGCCUCGACCACUGUGGCCGUCGGCUCCAUCGCCUGGUACUAUCACCUCUAUGGCCCGGUUGCUCAUGCUAUGACGCCAGCUGAGGAGGGUCUGCACCCUACCAAAUAUCCCUGGGUUCACGAGAAGUGGUUCAAAACCUUUGACCACCAGGCUCUCCGUCGAGGCUUCCAAGUCUACCAGGAGGUGUGCAUGAGCUGCCACUCCUUGAGUCGAAUCCCUUACCGGUCACUGGUUGGCAGCGUCCUGACCGUCGACGAAGCCAAGGCCCUGGCCGAGGAGAACGAAUACCCUGGUGAGCCGGACGAGCAGGGUGAGAUUCAGAUGCGCCCCGGAAAGCUGGCCGAUUACAUCCCCCCUCCCUACAAGAACGAGGAGGCGGCUCGUUUUGCAAACAACGGUGCCCUCCCUCCGGACCUGAGCUUGAUCGUCAAGGCCCGCCACGGGGGCUGCAACUACAUCUUCAGCCUGCUGACGGGCUACCCCGAGGAACCGCCGGCGGGCGCGCAAGUCGCUCCCGGCAUGAACUUCAACCCGUACUUCCCCGGCACCGGCAUUGGCAUGGCGCGUGUCCUCUACGAGGGCCUCGUCGAGUACGAGGACGGCACUCCAGCCUCGACGUCGCAGAUGGCCAAGGAUGUCGUCGAGUUCCUCAACUGGGCGGCCGAGCCCGAGAUGGACGACCGCAAGAGAAUGGGCAUGAAGGUGCUGGUCGUGACGUCGGUUCUGUGGGCUCUCAGCAUUGGUGUCAAGCGAUACAAGUGGGCGUGGCUGAAGUCGAGGAAGAUUGCCUACGAUCCUCCUGCGGAGACCAAGGUUCGCCGCUGA
This is a messenger RNA of Hirsutella rhossiliensis, 969 nucleotides long. RefSeq names its product cytochrome c1 family domain-containing protein. Lineage: Eukaryota; Fungi; Ascomycota; Sordariomycetes; Hypocreales; Ophiocordycipitaceae. The transcript is spliced from 4 exons. The record is from RefSeq and is a predicted model, not a curated record. Gene Ontology annotation, biological process: mitochondrial electron transport, ubiquinol to cytochrome c. Bases 1 to 969 code for a protein of 322 amino acids. Gene Ontology annotation, molecular function: electron transfer activity; heme binding.